UUGGGCUGACGAGAAUAGCUGGGAAAUCGAGCAAGAGUGGGGAAGAGGGAUAUCGCUGAUUCCAUCCUUUCUUCUUUGCUAUUUCAAAACCCAAAACCCUAGAUUCAAUUAACCCCCUUUUGUAUGUUGUUGGACCUCAAAUUCGCAGAGGUUAAUUCCCAUUUGAACGAUAGGGAGCAGUUUUUGGUGAGAACAACAAAACAAGAAUGAGCAGCAGGAAGGAGGAGGAGCGAAAUGAGAAAAUUAUUAGGGGUUUAAUGAAGCUUCCUCCUAAUCGAAGAUGCAUCAAUUGUAACAGCUUGGGACCUCAAUACGUGUGCACAAAUUUUUGGACGUUCAUUUGCAUGACAUGUAGUGGGAUACACCGUGAGUUUACUCACCGUGUUAAAUCUGUAUCAAUGUCUAAGUUUACUUCACAAGAAGUUGAAGCCCUUCAAGAAGGUGGUAAUCAGCGUGCAAGGGAAACAUUUCUCAAAGAUUGGGACCCACGAGGCCAGAGACUUCCAGAUAACAGCAAUGUGGAUAAAGUUCGAGAAUUCAUAAAGAGUGUAUAUGUGGAUAAGAAAUUUUUCGCUUCAAAGGCAUCUGGAAAACCUCCUAGAGAUAUACUGAACACUAGAAACCACGAGGAUGAAACAAGACGAGCUAGUUCCUAUCAUUCUUAUUCUCAGAGUCCACCAUAUGAUUAUCAAUAUGAAGAACGUCGUUAUGGGAAACAGGCUCCUGCACUUACUAAAAAGCCUGGAUCGGACCGAGGAAUGUUCCGCUUUAUGAGUACAAGCCGUUUAAGUGAUCAUGGGCAAGAUGAUGGGUUUGCAAAUGAGGUGCCUAAUGCUCGAGUUUCAGAUUUUUCAGUGAGCAGUGCAGGUGAUCCAUUUAGGUCUGAUACYCAAUCGCCAACCUGUCAGAGGGACUUUGGAUUCAGCAGCCCCAAAAGAGAUCCGGACCAGGUAACUGGUUCUUCUGGCAGUACUGUGCAACUCAGCGGGGAUGACACGGGUUUCAAGUCUGCAGACUCUGUCGACAAGCAUUUUAUUGGUCCAACACCUGAACAAUCAGUAGUGACGCAACAUCCUCAUCCCUCUUUUUCCCACUCGUCUGAAUCUGGAAAGUUUGAUGGUUUGGACCUCUUUAGUUUACCAUAUGCACCUCAAUCGAGCACAUCUCUAGCACCAGAACAAUCAGUAGUGACACAACAUAACAAAGACUCUCUUCCCUCUGUGUCACAUUUAUCAGAAUCGGGAAAGUUUGAUGGAUUAGACCUUUUUAGUGCACCAUAUGCACCUCAAUCCACCACAUCUGCUCCUUCAGCCAUUGACCUAUUUGAGUUAUCGGCGACAUCUUCUGCUUUGUCUAUAAAUACUUUGCAGCCACCACGUAAUUCCGUGGCAUCAACUUUGAGUGUAAAUCAGCAGUUCCAAGCUUUUGAACCUUCAUCUUUGGAUUUAUUUGCUGUUAUGCCUCAACAGCAGUCGUCUGAAACCCUGAAAGAUAAAUCACCAGGUAUGAUAACUCAGGAAAAUCAGGGAUGGGCGACGUUUGACAUGCCUUGGCAUGUGGAACCUAGUCAGGGCAUUAAAAGUUCGAUCGUUGUGUCAGAAACUUCUACUAGUGAUGAUUCGGUUGGGAAAUUUGACCAAGCUUUAUCGGUGGACAAAAGCUCUCACUGGUCAUUUCAUCAAGAUUUUAGUGCUAGUGGACCUUCGCCAUUAAUGCAUAACCCAUGGCAUGGAGGCUUGCAUGAUCUUGGCGAUCCGCUAAAUGCAAAGAAUAAUCAGCAGUCAUGGAGUUCAUUCGAAGAAUCUACCACGUCCUUCGAAAGUAUUUAUAUAAAGACUAGCGAACAAGUUCCAGUACAAGAUCCUUCAGGUGUUGAUGUGUAUUUGCCAUGGGAAAUAUCAGAGAAUGUCAAGAUGAAAGAAGCUGAUUUGGAUACUAGACCUGCUCCUUUUCUUAGCACAACACCGCAUGCCAUUGGAUCAGUAGACUCUUCAAUUGAACUCCCUGUCAUGGAUGGAGCACAAUCACAUGGACUUGAUACAAAAUCUCGCAAUCCAUUCGAUUUUCCUAGUGAUGCAGAUCUUGAAUCUAGCAACAUGUUCUUGGACAUGAGCUCUUUGCAAUCUGCUAUACCGAAUCAUAGUAUAUCGACUCCUUGGUUUCCUGAGAGUGCAGCAAUACCAUAUACUCCUGGUAAAUCACAAGAUGCCUUAGUCUACCUGGCAGGGCAAGCACCAAGCAUGCAGAUUCAGAACAUUCAUGGUCAGGGGCCUGUAGCUUCAGUCAGUGGGAAUCCGUUUGGAUAGAAGCCGCAAGCAUCUAUUCAUUUGUGAAUAGGGUCUAACAUGAUGAUCAUGUUUGAUUGUUGUUCUCUGCAUGUCCUUGUACAAAUAAGUUUUGUUUGCAUUUGGGUAUCCUAAAAAUGAAGUUGUUUGAAGUUUUUAGGUACUAUAGCGAAUAAUGCGACUGAAUAUGGUGGUAGUUCCGUAAAGUUGUUAAGCCUAUUCAUUUCUAGCAAUUGGUGUGUGUAAUGGGAGUAGUCUGCUGAAUCUUUAGAGUUUUAAACCCACAAAUGAGUCUGAUUAUGAAAUCAAAUAGUUAUGUUGAC
Cynara cardunculus var. scolymus (artichoke) is the source of this 2608-nucleotide messenger RNA. RefSeq names its product probable ADP-ribosylation factor GTPase-activating protein AGD14. The record is from RefSeq and is a predicted model, not a curated record. Lineage: Eukaryota; Viridiplantae; Streptophyta; Magnoliopsida; Asterales; Asteraceae. Gene Ontology annotation, molecular function: GTPase activator activity. Bases 207 to 2306 code for a protein of 699 amino acids. The transcript is spliced from 13 exons.